Messenger RNA from Anoplopoma fimbria (sablefish), 1443 nucleotides. RefSeq names its product D(1)-like dopamine receptor. Bases 1 to 1443 code for a protein of 480 amino acids. The transcript is spliced from 2 exons. Gene Ontology annotation, cellular component: membrane. Gene Ontology annotation, molecular function: G protein-coupled receptor activity. Gene Ontology annotation, biological process: adenylate cyclase-activating adrenergic receptor signaling pathway. NCBI's taxonomy places the organism in Eukaryota, Metazoa, Chordata, Actinopteri, Perciformes, Anoplopomatidae. The record is from RefSeq and is a predicted model, not a curated record.
AUGGAAAACUACACGACGUGGAGUAAUUUCACCCAAGUUCUGUCGGAGCUGGACGGGACAAGCGGCGAGGAAGAGGAGGAGGACGAGGAGGAGGAGGAGGAGGACGGUGGGACCGCUGGAGGAAACGGAGGACUGCGCGUCCUCGUCGGCUGCGUCCUCUUCCUGCUCAUCGUGUCCACGCUGCUCGGGAACACGCUGGUGUGCGCCGCCGUGGUCCGGUUCCGACACCUGCGCUCCAAGGUCACCAACUUCUUCGUCAUCUCUCUGGCCGUGUCCGACCUGUUCGUGGCCGUGCUGGUGAUGCCCUGGGAGGCCAUCACCGAGGUGACCGGCACCUGGCUGUUUGGACGGUUCUGCGGGGUCUGGAUCGCGUUCGACAUCAUGUGCUCCACAGCCUCCAUCCUGAACCUGUGCAUCAUCAGUGUGGACCGCUACUGGGCCAUCGCCAGCCCGUUCAAGUACGAGCGGAAGAUGACUCACCGGGUGGCGUUUGUCAUGAUCGGGGUGGCGUGGUCGCUGUCCAUCCUGAUCUCCUUCAUCCCGGUCCAGCUCAACUGGCAUCAGGUCGGAGAGGAGGGAGAAGAAGACCUCAACGCCAGCACCGCCGCCAAGAGCUGUGUCGCCAACCUGAACAAAACCUACGCCAUCUCUUCCUCCCUCAUCAGCUUCUACAUCCCAGUGGUGAUCAUGAUUGCCACCUACACCCGGAUCUACAGGAUCGCUCAGACCCAAAUCCGCCGGAUCACGUCUCUGGAGAGGGCGGCGGAGCAGGCACAGAACCAAGGCCACGGAAUGAACCGGAACCAGCAGCAGCAGCACAGGCCCAACGAUGAAGCCUCGCUGAAGUCGUCGUUUAAGAAGGAGACCAAAGUCCUGAAGACCCUCUCCAUCAUCAUGGGGGUGUUUGUCUUCUGCUGGCUGCCGUUCUUUGUCCUCAACUGCACAGUCCCGUUCUGUGAUCCGCCCUGCGUCAGCGACACCACCUUCACCGUCUUCGUCUGGUUCGGCUGGGCCAACUCCUCCCUCAACCCGGUCAUUUAUGCAUUCAACGCAGACUUCCGCCGGGCCUUCGCAACCAUUCUGGGUUGCAACCAAGCGUGCUCCAACAACGCGGUGGAAGCCGUGAACUUCAGCGACGAGCUUGUUUCCUACCACCAUGACACGACGCUCCACAAGGAGACUCUGGUCCCCACGCAGCCGCAACAACAUCCACGCAACAUCAACGUCGGGUCCGACCACCUGGAGGACAUGAGCCCACAGUUUGACGAAGAGUCGAUCAUCUCCAACGGUUCUCGGAGCGACAACAGACUGCCGCUGCUUCCUGCCACCGUCCAGCUCGAGGAUGACCCGGAAAUCUCGUUGGAAACGAUCACGCCGUUCACGUCAGCGGCGGGGCUGGAGAGUGAUGCUCUAUUACCAGGACAAAUCCACCAGGAUGGAUAG